Vitis vinifera (wine grape) is the source of this 2276-nucleotide messenger RNA. RefSeq lists its product as uncharacterized. The transcript is spliced from 5 exons. The record is from RefSeq and is a predicted model, not a curated record. Lineage: Eukaryota; Viridiplantae; Streptophyta; Magnoliopsida; Vitales; Vitaceae. Bases 288 to 1421 code for a protein of 377 amino acids.
GGCUAACAUAAAGAGAGCAUCAAAAUGUAAUGGCACUUUCAGUAAUCAAAUUCUAUCGAUUGGGGUAUUUGAGUAUUUCCCAUGUUCUGAAAUUACGAACAAGUCCUCCAGUCAACUCCAGUGUCUUAUCGAACGCAUUGCAGUCGAGUCCAGGGUGGAUUUGUGCGGGGAGAGAGAGCAAAUCCAGCCAGAUCUCUCAACCUUGCUCCGUCUCCGAGCUUCUGCAGAACUUUUGGGCAUUUUUGUUGGUGGGUAUUUGAAGUGGGUUUGGGGUCGGGGGUCAGAAUAUGGCGGGGGGAGUGAACAGGAAGAUAUCGGCGGCAUCAGCCCGGGCUCAUACCAGAAAAUCUAGGCAAAGUUCUUCUUUUCGUCUUCCUUCUGGGAUGUUCAAGAAAAUACUAGUGGUCUUAUUGAUGGGGUUCCUGGCCUGGGCUUAUCAGGCAAUCCAAUCUCCUCCUCCCAAGAUAUGUGGCUCUCCAGAUGGUCCCCCUGUUACAGCUUCUAGAAUAAAGCUCAGUGAUGGAAGGCAUUUGGCUUACAAAGAACAUGGAAUCCCAAAGGAUAGAGCCAAGUAUAAAAUUGUUUAUGUUCAUGGCUUUGAUUCCUGCAGGCAUGAUGUCGUUGUUGCCACUUCUCUUUCUCCGGAAAUUGUUGAAGAAUUGGGCAUCUACAUUGUGUCCUUUGAUAGACCUGGUUAUGGAGAGAGUGAUCCUAAUCCUAAAAGAACUGUGAAGAGCAUACCAUUGGAUAUUGAAGAGCUUGCUGAUCAGUUAGGACUGGGAUCCAAGUUCUAUGUAAUUGGUUUUUCCAUGGGUGGACAGGUGAUUUGGAGUUGCCUCAAGUAUAUCCCUCACAGGCUGGCAGGUGCAACACUGAUAGCUCCAGUGGUCAACUACUGGUGGCCUAGCUUUCCUGCAAACUUAUCUAAAGAAGCCUACUACCAACAGUUUCGGCAGGAUCAGUGGACGCUUCGUGUUGCUCACUACACGCCAUGGCUUACCUACUGGUGGAACACUCAAAAGUGGUUUCCUGCUUCUAGUGUUGCAGAACACAGCACUGAUAUUCUUUCUCACCAAGACAAAGAGCUCAUGCUUACUAAGCUUUCAAAGAGAAAGGAAUAUAUGGCGCAGGUGAGACAACAAGGAGAAUUUGAGUCCAUCCACCGUGACUUGAUGAUUGGAUUUGGAACUUGGGAAUUUGAUCCCAUGGAUCUAAAGAACCCAUUCCCAAACAAUGAAGGUUCUGUCCACCUAUGGCAUGGAGAUGAAGAUGCAAUGGUGCCUGUUUCACUGCAACGCUACAUUGCCCAACAGCUCCCAUGGAUUCAAUAUCAUGAGGUACCAGGUGCUGGACACUUGUUCCCAUAUGCUGAAGGAAGGACCGAUGCUAUCAUUAAGGCACUCUUAACUGGGGAAAAGUAGCUUCCACAUAUAUAAAGAGCUAGCGCAGGUCGGCUUUGGUGUGCUUCCUUUGUUUAUUAUCUGUUUUGGAGUUUUGAAAUUGCUUCUGGUCAUUUUUACAUUUAUGGAAAAUUUUGUACUGCCCAUUGUUGUUUCCACAGUUCUAUUUAUGAUGAGAAACACAACUGUUACUCCAUACUUCAGAAUUUUAACUUAAACAAGUGAGGACAACAUUCUGAUACUUCAGUGGAUUCCCUUAUCUCUUGGUCUGCAGAAAAAUGAUGAGAUGGGUAUUCACCAGCCCUAGGAUUGUUUCUACUAAUAGAAUAACCUAAGAUUUCAGAAUCUCUGUGGAUUUGCAAAUGUGGUUCAGAUUCUCUCUUCCCUGUCUCAAAACGUCUGUUUCUGUUCAGGGUCUGCAUCUAUGUAGGUCAUGCAGUUUGCCCAAGUAGGCCAAAACUGCCACUCUUUCCUUAAAUAUUCAAUGUGCAACUGAGCAUUGCAGCUCAUCAACGAAACCGAACAUGUUCAAAAAAUUGAUAAUGAUAUUUUUCAGAAUAUGAAGUGAUAUAUGCCUUGAUUGCUGAUUUUUUUUUUCUUUUUUUUUUUUCAGAAAUUGAAGUGUAUACGUAAUGUGCCUUGGUUUUCCUAAUAUCACUAAAGCCUUCCAAUGGUCAUCAUCAUGAGAUGGUUGGAUGAUGCCUCCCCCUCUUUGCUGUACUUUUCUUUAAUUUUCGGCUUUACAGCUCCACCAUGCUGUGGAAUGAUGGUCAUGAUAGUAGCCAUGACUAUUUUAUGUAGAAGUCUUACUUUUUUAUUUUAGUUUUUAAUUUUCCAGUAUGGUUAAACAAUUAAUAAAAUUGUUUUCAUUUGUAA